Messenger RNA from Phycodurus eques (leafy seadragon), 4058 nucleotides. It is a transcript of the gene cadm4, whose product is annotated as cell adhesion molecule 4. Gene Ontology annotation, molecular function: vascular endothelial growth factor receptor 2 binding. Gene Ontology annotation, cellular component: cell-cell contact zone. The transcript has 10 exons. Gene Ontology annotation, biological process: regulation of wound healing; regulation of Rac protein signal transduction; negative regulation of peptidyl-tyrosine phosphorylation. Lineage: Eukaryota; Metazoa; Chordata; Actinopteri; Syngnathiformes; Syngnathidae. The coding region runs from base 134 to 1429 and encodes 431 amino acids. The record is from RefSeq and is a predicted model, not a curated record.
GAUGAGCUGUGGCACCGCAUUGGGAUUAUUGCCCUGUUUAUAGAUUAACAGGCAAAGACGCCAUCCGAAGUCUGCAGCAGAGCAGGCAGGGUCACAGAGGAGCCAUUGAUUCUAAAGUGCACAUCAAUACACAAUGAGGCCCGCUUGGAGUUCUGUCUUCAGCCGCCGCCGCCGAUUUCCCUUCACCCACCUCUCGCUCACCCUGCGCAGCCUGGUCGUGGUCCCGCUCCUUCUGGGCUUCGCUCCGUGUUGUCAGGCGGUCCAGGCAGAGAAUGUCACUGUGUUGGAGGGCGGCACGGCCCAGAUUUCCUGCCGCCUGCAGAACUACGACGGAUCCAUUGUGGUCAUCCAGAACCCUCGCCGGCAGACGCUCUUCUUCAACGGCACGCGUGCCCUGAAGGACGACCGCUUUCAGAUGGUGCUUUUCACGCCGCGGCUUGUGCGCAUCACGCUGACCAACGUCAGCGUCUUGGACGAGGGCGGCUACUUCUGUCAGCUCUACACGGAUGCCACGCACCACCAGGUGGCCACGCUGGCCGUCCUGGUACCCCCGGAGACGCCCGUAGUGGAGGUGAAGCAGGAGGCCGUGGAGGGCGGCGACGUGGAGCUCAGCUGCGUGUCGACGCGAAGCAAGCCCGCCGCCACAUUGCGCUGGAUGCGCAAUGGCCGAGAGAUUCCAGGUGUGGUCUCCCAGCAGGACAAUGGCAAGACCGUCAGCGUAUCGAGCACCAUCCGCAUCCCCGUCGAGAGGAAGGACAAUGGGGCGGCGUUGAGUUGCGAGGCGCACCACCCGGCGCUGGGCAACCAGAAGAGGAUCCGACACUACCGCCUGGAUGUAUUCUUUGCACCGACCGUAAGGAUCAUCCCUCCCGCUGGCAUCUUGCGAGAGGGUGACUCGCUGAGCCUGUCUUGCUCCGUCGUUGCCAACCCUCUGCCCAGGGCCAUCCAGUGGUCCAAGAUCAACGACACCUUACCUGAACGGGCCGAAAUCUCCGGGCCCACCUUCCAGAUUUCCCGCCUGAGCCAGUCGCACAACGGCACGUACUUGUGUCAGGCGCAGAACAACUACGGGCGAGCUGCCGAUCACUACACUCUGCUGGUCUACGAUAAUGUGUCAUUCCCAAGCAUGACCCCUCUCACUCACACUUCCCAUCCCAUCGUCAACCCAUCCCUCCCGCUGGACACAAAAGAUCCCGGUGCAGUGGUGGAGACUCACAGCGCAGUACCGUAUGCGGUGAUUGGUGGCGUGCUGGCCCUGCUGGUUUUCACUGUGAUCUGUGUGCUCAUCGUGACCAUCUGGUGCUCCGUGCGCCAGAAAGGCUCCUACCUUACCCACGAGGCCAGCGGCUUGGACGAACACGGCGAAGUGCAGGAGGCUUUCCUCAACGGCAACGACGCCAGCCAGGGCAAGAAGGAGUACCUACUGUAGCCUCAUCGUUAUCCUCUGACCUUAUCCCUGUGCCCUUUCCCUUCCCCUUCCUUCCUCCCCCAACCCCUCAGACAUACACACAAACAUACACACACACCUCAUAAAACAACUAUACACAGAAACCCACACACCUUUGCAGAGAAUGAGCGCCUAUGGAGCCAUACACGGCCGCACAAUAUGCUUUCUGUACAUCCGAGAGGAUAAAAAGGAGGCGAACAAUGGCAAAUUAAGGGGUUAUACACCGAGAUGAAUGCCAGAAACACAGGAGGGAAUAAUUUGAGGCAAAUAAUUGCUGUAAUUUCGAAGUAAAUGCAUCCCCCCCCCAUUGUGCCAUAUUUAACAUGCGAAGGUAGGUAAUCAAGCUCCGACAAUGCUGGGGAAUGUUCUCAAAUAUGGAAUUGCGGGGAAAAGAAACUUGUCUCCUUGAGAUUUUCAUACUUUAUGAAAUACUUUAUUUAUGAUGUGCUGUCUCCCUGAUUGGAAAAAAAAAAGUUUGUCCUUUUUCACACUUGGGGCUCUGCUUCUGCAAAUAGAACCAUCUUACCUUAUCGCCACGCCCAAGCUGCAUCGCUGGUCGUCAUGACAACAAAAGCCAGAAUGGCCUUUGAACAGCGGCAUACGGACCAGGGUGUGCAGUGGCUCACUUCCAUGAGACAUGGCCACUCCUUCCAAACAGGCUAAUUUCUGCAAGAUAAGAAUUUGAGUGGCGGCACGGUGGCCGACUGGUUAGAGCAUCAGCCUCACAGUUCUGAGGACCCGGGUUUCAAUCCCCAGUCCCGCCUGUGUGGAGUUUAGUUUGCAUGUUCUCCCCGUGCCUGCGUGGGUUUUCUGCGGGCACUCCGGUUUCCUCCCACAUCCCAAAAACAUGCAUUAAUUGGAGACUCUAAAUUGCCCGUAGAUGUGAAUGUGACUGAGAAUGGUUGUUUGUUUGUAUGUGCCCUGCGAUUGGCUGGCAACCAGUUCAGGGUGUACCCCGCCUCCUGCCCAAUGACAGGCACGCCCGCGAUCCUAGUGAGGAGAAGCGGCUCAGAAAAUGGAUGGAUGGAAGAAUUUGGGUGUGGGAAAAAAGAACUGUUUUGAAUUGAGAAAAAAACAUCAUAAUACUGUGGUGCCUUGAGAUGCACGUAACUCAACUUAGGAGUUUUUCAAGGUACGAGCCGUUGUUCAGCCGAUCUUUUGCUUUUGCUGGCAAGCAAAAAGUCAAGUAUGUAUGGGCAGUAAACUCAACUCACCUCACUCCACAACAAGCAGCAGUUUGGCAGACAGAGAACAAUUAAUUAAAAAUUCUUGAAAAAACGACUUCAAGCUGUUUAUUGCCAUUUAGACAUUUAUUGCCAUUGAGACAUUUACUGUCAAACUAAACAUAAAACAAAACAAAAAAAUUACCAGUUGUGUAUUUGAAACAACAACGUAAUUGCCUUCAGCUGGCUUAAUGCUAACAUACAAUGCAAAAUGUCAUAGACGGGCUAACGAAUAGCAUCGAUAGUUGAGGUGUUAUUACCUUAUUACCCAGAUAUUUCAACUGUGCAACAACAUAUGUACAGACAAUAUAACAAUCCUGACUCUGUGAAAAAUGACAAACAUUACUGCAGUUUACGAUGUCACUUAGUAGUUGUAAAAAUCCUCUUCUUUGGUGUCUUCAAACCUGUACUAUACAGCCCCCUGGUGGCCAAGUCGCUCACACCAGAAGUAGUCCCAAUGAAUUCAUCAUGAUGCACAAACUGUUUAAUUCUUUACAUUCUGUUUGAUUAUUUUAUUACUAUAUAUUGUAUAAGGUAAACAUUAUAGAAUGCUAUUUUCCUCCUUAAAAACAUUGGAAUUUUUUUUUUGGGGGGGGGGGUGAGGCUUGAACAUAAUGGCAUUUCCAUUCAUUUCAAUGGGAAAAGAGUAUUUGAAAACCGAGUGUUUUGAGUUCGUGUCGUCACGAAACAAAUUAAAAUUGUAUGUCAAGGCACUACUGUAUGUCUUAUUCACUAUUUCUCUAUUCCAAUAAUUUUGCUCCGGCGUGUUUGACUCUCCUGCUGGGGGGGUUAAAAGAUUUCCUUUCUUCAACACAUGAAGGAAAGGCAGUUGUCUCCCAUUUGAGUUGCCUCCCUCUCUGUUAUUCCGUCCGUUCCUUCCACCCUUCUUCUCGUCGCUCCGCUUUUGUUGGCUCCUCACAAUGAAAGGAUUAGCGUCGGGCUGCGUUCCUGACGGAGACGAAAAGGAAUAUGACUCGCGACGACAUUAAAGAAAAUCUUAAUUAUUUUCGAAUGUCAUUAAGGGGAUUAAAAAAGGUUUAGAAGUCUUAAUGGGAAGGCCACGAAGAAAAAGGGGGAUGGAAAAACACUGAAUGAGACAAUAAACAUACGCGCGCACACACACACACACACACACACACACACGUUCACUCAUAUGUAAACAUAUUGACGAAGCGAGUAUACAUAUCUCUGAAUUCCUUAUUUGUAUAAAAAAAAAGCAACAGACGCAUAAUUAAACUUUUAAGAGAGAAGAAACUGUUUACUAUUGCAUUAUGAAACUAUACUAUACUAACACAGAAUAUUAGCCUAUAGAGGCGCAAAGCCGAACAAACUACUGUCCAGUGAUCUUUAAAGAAAAAAGGAAAAAAAAAAAAAAAAGGACUUUAUCA